GCUGAGCCACCAAGGGGGAGGGGACAGGAGGGAGGGGGAGCUGUCUUGAGACGGGCGCCUGGUGAGCUCUGCCCCGCCCCCUCCAUGCAGUUUCCCAUGGGCCCCGCCUGCAUCUUCUUAAGAAAAGGCAUCGCUGAGAAACAGCGGGAAAGACCACUGGGACCAGAUGAGAUUGAAGAGCUCCGGGAAGCAUUUCUUGAGUUUGACAAGGACCGAGAUGGGUUCAUCUCUUGUAAGGAUUUGGGGAAUCUCAUGAGGACAAUGGGUUACAUGCCCACGGAGAUGGAACUGAUUGAACUGGGCCAGCAAAUCCGCAUGAACUUGGGUGGCCGUGUAGAUUUUGACGAUUUUGUGGAGCUGAUGGCCCCCAAAUUGCUUGCAGAAACAGCUGGGAUGAUCGGUGUCCAGGAGAUGCGAGAUGCUUUCAAGGAAUUUGAUGCCAACGGAGACGGGGAGAUCACCCUGGGGGAGCUGCAGCAGGCCAUGCAGAGGCUCCUGGGAGACAAGCUCAGUCCCCAGGAGAUCUCCGAGGUUGUCCAGGAAGCCGACAUUAACGGAGACGGCACCGUCGACUUUGAAGAGUUUGUGAAGAUGAUGUCUCGUUGA
Molecule: messenger RNA, 606 nt
Organism: Kogia breviceps (pygmy sperm whale)
Lineage: Eukaryota; Metazoa; Chordata; Mammalia; Artiodactyla; Physeteridae
Gene: CABP5
Product: calcium binding protein 5
Biological process (GO): regulation of voltage-gated calcium channel activity
Cellular component (GO): cytoplasm
Molecular function (GO): calcium channel regulator activity; calcium ion binding
Source: RefSeq, a predicted model, not a curated record